AUUGAUGGAAAAUUUGUCCUGUCGUUUAUCGCCUUUCCCGAGGCCUCUCCUCUGCGUCCAAUCAUGAAUCUGAUUAUGCGGGGUUCCACCUCUAGUAGGAUACAUGAACGAUGUGCUUUCCAUUUAACAAAAUCGUAGAAGCUGUCUAGUAAUUACAUAGUUAAUUUGUAUAGUUUUACUGUUUUGGUAACUUUCUUCUUUUAAUUAUUUAUAUAUAAAGUGAGGCCGUAACAUUUCUUAAGAAUAUUUUGAACGCUUCGAUGUUUGGCUGCGCUCUCAGUAAUCAACAGGUGCACAAGCCUGCAGGUAAUAAGUAAUUCGCAAAUCUACUCCAGCGUCUAUGUUUACAGACGAGGUGUUUAGACGGUAUUCCAUUAUUUAUUUACCCAUUAUCAGAAACGUUGUUUGCACGGGAAAAUGUCACAGAGUGGCUCGAGAGGCCGGCCGGCCAGCGAGUUUCAUUCAUUUUCUGGUCGGGACAGUUACAAUGAACUAGAGGCCUCCAUAGAGACAAUCGGUCCAUGUGGUGAAGAGGGACGUCCUUUUCUUGGAUCUUUGACUCCCAAGGUUCGGGUCCUGAUGCAUGAACGUCGCAGCCUUUACGAAGAGAGGCUGAGGCAGCUCGACUUCGAUCGCAGAGAUGCCCACUCCGAAGAAACCCUUCAGAUGAAAGUGAAGAUCCUCAAUUCAUAUGUGAAUGACUUGAUUGAUCAAAGCCAAAUGUUGAAUAAGACUAUAGAAGACAUUGAAAUGGAAGCUAAAGAAAGACUGGCUUGCAUAAAUACAAAGCUGCAAGAAAGUGACCAGCAACUCAGGCUUUUCAAGUCAAAAAAUGAACAUUAUGAAGAGGUUAUACAGAGUCUCCAUGUGCAAAAUCGGGACUUGAAGAUUGAUGUUGCCACUCUUGUCAGGGCCAUUCAGAAGACAAAUUUAACAAUGAAACUUGAUGCUUCUUCAUUUAUGCUGAAAACCAUUUCCUUGGAGUGUAUUACAGGACCAGCCCCUGGAAAUUUAGAAGUUAAUAAGGCAGAAGACUUUGUGAAGGAACAUAUAAAUGACUUGAAAGGCCAACUAGAUGCCAAAGAACAUACUAUUCAGACAAUUCAAGAAGAACUUAAGAAAGCUUUAUGUGAGAAAGAAAGGUAUAUGACAGAGGCAUUUGAAAGAACUAAUUCAUUGUCUUUACUGCAAACUAAAUUUGAAGAUUUCUAUAAAUCAGAAUUAGAAAAAGUUGGACAAAUAGCAGACAAGGAUAUUUUAAUUGCAAACCUCCAGACGAAGUUGAAGUUGUCAGAACAGGAUGGAAAUGAUAUUCAGAAUGAAUUGCUCAUCCACAAGAAAAAUAUCAGUGAACUACAGAAGACCAUUGAACAGUUCAAAGAAGAAAUUGAAGCAAAGAAUGAAGCUUAUAAUUCUCUUAUGAAAGCUACCAAAAUGUCUGAAGAAAAACUCACUAAAGAGCUGGAUGAUACCAAACGUGAGCUGGAGGGGGUGCAAGCCGAGUUUAGAGAAGUUAAACGGAGGAAUGAUACAACACGGACUGAGAUAUCAAAGCAUAGCAAAAAUAGUGAGCAUGAAGAAUGUACAAGGAGAAUUUGUGAAUAUGAACAGCAAAUGAAGUGCAUGAAUGAGAAAAUGUAUGACCUUAGAGAGAAAUAUUCUGGAACGCAAGAGCAGAUAAUGCAUAGGAGGCAAAUUAUUAAUGGUCAAAGUAAACCUUUCAAGCAUCUCAGUCAUCCGUAUCAAGACAUUGUGCAAGACCAUGGCAGACUUUUAGGGAAGCUGGAUUCUCAUACAGUGGCUUCUCCAUAUGAUCAAGAUGUUGUUAACAAUGGGAUUUGUUGUACAGAAGACCAGAUCUACUCUCUACGGAUGAAAGUACAUGAAUAUGAAACAAAAAUAUCCACAACAGAGGAUAAGGCUCAUCAAAUUGAAGAAAAAUAUAAACUAGCAUCAGCAUUAGUUGAAAAACAUAUGACAGAAAUACAAGACCUAAAAGAGCGGCUUUUAAAUAGUGAAGUUUCCUUGAAAGCAGCACAGUUAGAGUUAAAUGAACACGUAGAAAAAACACGACAACUGCAGAUGGAUUUAACUGCUUCAGAAGCAUCCCAGGAUUGUCUGAAGAAGACACUGACGCUGAAAGAGCAGCAUAAUCAUGAAAUAUAUUUAGAGUUUGAAAAUAUGAAGAAUAAUCUACAGGAACUGCAAGAGCAGAUUAAAAACAAGGAAAAUCAAAUUAAUACUAUGGAUUUAGAACUUGGCUUGCUGAAGUCAAAUUUACAGGAAAAGACUGAGAAAUCUAAACAGCUGGAAAAUCACAUUUUGAAACAGCAGGAGGACCUGAGUAAGACAAGUGAAGCUCUUAAAGAUGCAAAGAAGACAUCUUCUAAGAUACUCCAUUGGGAAAAUCUUGUGCAGAAGCUGAAGGAAGAGUCUUCACAGCUGAAAGAGCAAAUAAAGGAGCAAUCCCAGGACAUUAACAAGCUGAAUAGUGAAAAGAAAAAACUUGAACUGGAUUUGACGGUUGUCAUGGAGAAACACAGAACAGCACAACAAGAGGUUACCAACAGAGAUCAAGUAAUCUUGCAGCUAAAGACCACCUUGAAAACUGUUGAAGAAAAAUAUUUUGCUUUACAGGAAGAAUUAGGUCUUCACGAGUCUGACGUCUCCAGAUAUAAACAGAAACUGAAAACCUUACAAAGUGAAGGACGUGAGCUGAUGGAGAGAAAUAAUGAGCUAGACAAUAAUCUGAAUGAAUCAGAGAAGCAAAACAAACAAUUACAGCAUGAGCAAGCCAUGUAUGUAGAACAGAUACAGAAUUAUAUUAGAACUGUUGAGCAGCUUAACUCUGACCUUGAACAAACUAAAAGGGCUCACAAAACUGAUUUGGAAAGAUGGCAACAAAAAGUAACCUUUUUACAGCAACAACUGGACUGUACAAAUUAUGAAGUGAAGGAUUCAAAUGGCAAAAUCAAAGAUUUGAAAUCUUCACUAGCACAUUUCAGAGAAAAAUUGGACAAAACGGAGCAACAAUAUCAGCAAACAAUUGAGAAGGCUGAAAAAUAUGAAGUUGCUAUUAAGAGUCACAACUUACAUAUUGCGCAGCUAAGACAACAUAAUGAUGAGCUUCAGACUAAGUUUAAUGAGAGCAAUGAUUUGGCAAAGAAAUAUCAGACUGCGGCUGAAUGUUACAAACAGAAAUAUCAUUUAAGUAUGGAGAAGAUAAGGGAACUGGACACAAAAGUACAAGAUCUUCAAGAAGGAGCUAAAAACUCAAGGAAUGAGAUAAUUCAAGCAAAAGAAGAAAUCUGUACUUUGAGAGACAAGUGGCUAAGUCUUCAGCACCAGUAUGAGGAAAAAUGUAUCCAAAUGAAGGACUUGGAAGAAACCGCUGGACAUCUUAAAGAACAGCUGAAGACAGCUGAGGAUAACCUGAAGAUAAAGAACGACCACAUUGCUAACUGCGACUGCAUGAUUUCAAAUCUGAAGGAUGAAGUUGCACAUCUACAAAAUGAGAUUUCAGAGCAAGCUAAUGCAGUUCUUCAGCUUCAAGAGGAUUUAUGCUUUUACCAGGCUAGUCACAGUCAUUCCAAUGAAGAAUAUGAAGUUCAGUAUUCCCUUGUUGAACAUCUACAGAAAGAACUUGACACUUUGCAGAAAAAACAUGCUGAAGUGUGUGAUGAAUAUAAAAUUGCUCAACACCAACUCAAGGCUGAAGAAGCUCGAGUAAAAGAAAAAGAGAAGAAGCAUGCUGUCGAGAUCGAACAGCUUGAGCAGGAUCUGCAGUCCUUACGUGUGAAUGUAUCAGCCUCCAAGCAAAGCUACACACAUAGAGUGUCCCAGUAUGAACAAGACAUUGCACAGCUUGAAAAUGACCUUGCUGUAUUUAGGAAAACGUGCUCCCAAAAGGAUCAAGUUAUAAAUAAAAGAGAUAAUCUUCUUAAAAAAUCUGAAAUGAACAAUUUACAAGCAAGAGAAACUAUAAAAAAUAAAGUUAGUGAAAUUGAAAGGUUAAAUAAUCUAAUCAAAGAACUUCGAUUGGAAAACCAAAGCAUUCAUAAAGAGAAAAAACAGAAAGAAAAGGAAAAUGCAGCAUUACACACAGAAAUUCAGAAACAAAAUGAGGAGCUUCAAGUUAUUCACAAGCAGUACACAGAAAUUGCCCAGGAGCUUGCCAGUCAGGAUGAAAAGUUUCUUAUAAUGAAAUCCAGCUUAAAGACAACUGAGGAACAGCUAAAUGAAAAAGUUGCAGAAAAGGUACGCCAGGAGCACAUGUGCCGAAAGUUGCAGGCAGAGCUCAAGACCAUGGAAGAGCAGGUUUUAGCAUAUGAGGAGGAAGUGAAUGAGUACAAGGAAAUGGUUGAAAAAAUUAAAAAGGAACAUGAUACUACAAAACAGCAGUGCCAACAAGCACACUUGGAACUUUUAAAGUAUAAGCAAAAACUUGAAAAAGUUGAGAAGGAAUAUGGCAUAACCAAGGAAGAAUCAAAGACCUUGAAAGAACAGUUUCAAGUCAAAGAAGACUCUAUUAAAUCUCUAAGAGAAGAGCUUACACAAGAACAAAAUCGGUAUCAGGAUCAACAAAGGCAAUUCAACAAGUUAAAACUUCGAACUACAGAUGUAGAGACAGAAGUAGAGCAAUUAAAUAUGAAACACUUGAAUGAUUCAACAAUGUUAAAGGAUUGUAAUAACAUUAUAGCGAAACUUAAAACUGAAGCAAGUCACCUUGAGGAACAGUCCAAAAAUGCCCAAAACAAACUGUUUGAAGCUGAAGCACAAGUAAAGGAACUACUGGAAAAAAUUAGAUCUUCAGAAAAAGAAAGGGAGAACUGUGCUGAACUGGUGCAGAAUUAUGAGAUGAAAGUAUCCGAGCUAAGCGCAGAGCUAAAACAGAUGCAGAACAUAAGAGAAGAACUUGCAACUAAACAGGAAGCUUUGGAGGUUAUGAAGACAGAAAUCACAGCGCUGCGAGAGAAAGCCGUAUCCAAAGAGAAAGAGCUGGAAACUGUACAGCAAACUCUGGAAGCUGCAAAAAUGGAUAACAGCCGCCUCCGUCAAGAAUUUGAGCUGGUGGUUGCAAAUGUUAACCGAUGGAUUAAAGAUCAAAAGAUUGCCAGUGACAAUUUGGGCAUGAAGAUAAAAGAACAAAACCGACUCCUAACAAUUGUUACUACAGAGAAAGAGCAUGAACAAGAGAGUAUUUUGACAGAGAAACUAUCCACCAUUGAAGAUUUGCAUUGCAGAUUAAAAGCCAGCAUUGAAUCCGUUCAUCUGCUUAACCAACAGCUUAAUGCCCUGAGCAAAGAGAACACUCACCAAAGACAACUCCUGGAGGAGGAACAAGUAAAACGAGAACAGCUUGAGAUGCAGUUAAAGACCUGCAGUCAGAACUUUAGUCCCCUCAGGGCGACAGUGGAGUUGAGAACAGAGGAGAAACAUCAGCUCAGACCCUAUGAGUCAUCCCAGAAGACAGAGACAAAGUGCUCUGACCCCGAAGCCUUUCCAAACAUAUGGUCAAUUCUUGAACGUGAGCCUAGCCGGACCUCUGGAAGUGAGCUAAGUGAAAUCUUAACCAAGAAGGAUUUCGAGGACUCGUGGAGGGUAGACUCCCUUGAUAAAGCGUAUUGGUUCCAGCGAUUUGGAGAGGGUACAUCGCAGCUAAAUGAAAUCACGGAUUUCUGGUCAGAUAAAAUAAACGCACUCAAUGUGGAAGUCAACCAAGCAUAUGCAACAUCACCGAAGAAAUAAUUUUCCUCUCCUGGUAUAUUUUCAGCAUUGUACAAGUAGUCCAGCAUGCUUAGAUUAAUGUGAAAUGAGGUUUUACUGUCCAUUUAAUAGUUAACAUCAGAACUGAAAGUGGGUUGUAUCAAAUUUCACAAGUUGGUUAUAAUUAAUGUUUUAUUUUUUUUCUAACACAACAUCAGUAGAAAUUAAUUCCCUGAAUUGGAAAUCCUUGCUUUGUUUUCAGCUGUUUUUUAAGUAAUUCUUCUGAGCAAGUCUCCAAUUUAGCCUUCCUGAGAAUGUUUAUUUGUGUAUAUACUUGGCUCAGUAGAUUAAUUUGCUUAAUUUAUUAAACAAUCCUUGGUCAGUGGCAUAUAUUGCCGUGCAGCGCGUGCAUGAAAAUGCCAGUGGGUAUACAGUCAGCAGGAAAUUAGCUGUCAUCUCCAUCUAGUGAUCCCGUGUUCUCAUAAAUAAAAAAGAGGUGAAUCACCUUGUAUGUUUGUAGUGCAUGCUGAUAAUGUCAUUUUCAUUUAAAUUCAGAUACGGUAGGAAAUCAUUAUUCAUUCUUUCUUUUUAAAUGUGACAUUGUUAAAAAGUAUGUAUAGUGUGUACAUAGCGAAUUUCCCCCAAUUAAUUGUUUGAAGAUAUUUCUUAAAUCAUUAAAUAUGAAAUGUGUUCUUUAACUUUGCAUAUAAUUUAAAACCUGGACAACUCAGAUUUUUAUGGGCCAGUAUAUGUGCUACAAUUUACCUUUUUUAACUAAUUUUUAUACUGAACAGUGCUCACACAUAAGAUGAUAAUUUAUUGAAUGAUGCAUUUAUGUAGCUAAUGAUGAUUAUAUGGCGAGUGUUUUUUACUUCUUAAA
This is a messenger RNA of Polypterus senegalus (gray bichir), 6586 nucleotides long. RefSeq names its product putative leucine-rich repeat-containing protein DDB_G0290503. Gene Ontology annotation, biological process: spermatogenesis. The coding region runs from base 418 to 5748 and encodes 1776 amino acids. Lineage: Eukaryota; Metazoa; Chordata; Cladistia; Polypteriformes; Polypteridae. The transcript has 32 exons. The record is from RefSeq and is a predicted model, not a curated record.